Messenger RNA from Hyaloperonospora brassicae, 3045 nucleotides. NCBI's taxonomy places the organism in Eukaryota, Oomycota, Peronosporomycetes, Peronosporales, Peronosporaceae. The record is from the annotation of a GenBank genome assembly.
AUGCAGCCGCAACGGGAGCGCGCAGUGACUGCGGGUAACGUGACAGACGGUGCGCUGUUGUCGUCAGCGGACGCGACCGGCCGCGAGAGUUGCCGUACCAGCGACGAGAGCAGUGACAGUGUAGCCAUUCCACAGAGCAGUGCGACCUCAGCGCGUGGCCCGCGACGCAGCAAACGGACGUCGAGUCGCUCGCAGUCGUCGCCCGCGUACGCGACACGCGCAGCUGCCUCGUUGCCGGUGACAGAGAGCGUGCGUCUGGGCCGGUUCCGGUACUUGAAACCGGACGAGAUUCAGAGCGGACGGCUCGCCGACUAUGACUUUGCUGUGAUUGUGAACCGGAAAGUAGAGCUGCCGGGGUGCGUCGCGAGGGCGAUGGAGUGCUCGUGUUGCUGCGGAGGGAGCGCGUCUGCCAGCGCAGCUUCGCUGGGAGACCCGCGGACCCGCGGCUGCCUGGACAGCCUGGCCGACGCGUCGCACGAACGCUCGGGCUUUCGACGACUGUGUCGAGCCAGUUCGUACCACAUCAGUGAGAGUGAAGAUGAACACCGCAGGAUUGUCACGGAGCUCUGCGGGCAAGGACUGGAAGUGGACAUGAUUGAUGGUGGUGAUGAAAAUGGAGAGAUGCACUCAGGGUACCUCAUUCUGCUGGUGCGCGCACCGGAUCCAGUGGUCAUGUCGCUGGUGAAGCAGUUUCGCACGCACAUGUGGAUGGAACACGGUGCCGUCGUGGACAUGGAGCACGACGUGGCCGGGCGCCGCGAUGACCCGACGACUCCUGCUGAACGGAUCGAGAUUGUGGACUACAUUAUUGAACAGCGGGCGCGAUUGACGAAACAUGACGUUUGGAUUCACGAUCUGUUUCCGAUGCACAACAAGAGCGUGACAAACACACUGAUUCGUCGAUGGGUCGCGUCCUGGCGACUCCAUGAGGUGGGUGACAAAAAGGUGUUGCUGUCACUGCGCUACAAUUUCGGUGAAAAGGUGGCAUACUACUUUGCGUUCCUCAAGUACUACAACACGUGGCUCGUACCGCUCGCAGCAAUUGGCAUUUUGCUCGAGCUUUCGCGCGGUGUAAUCACCACGACAACGUACAUGCGUAUUCUUCCGUUUUGGGGUCUGGGCGUGUCGGUCGUAUGGGGUUUCGCGUUUCUCAAGUCGUGGGAGCGCGAAAACGCGUGUAUACAGUACGAUUGGACAGGGAAGCUGCAUGUCAAGCAAAUUGAGUAUCGGAACAAGCGGUUCUUUGGAGAGUCUCGAGUAAACGCGAUGACUGGUGAAGCAGAAUUGGUGUAUCCGGCGUGGCGACGGAUGCCCAAAUACUUUUGCGUCUUUUUAUUCAUGCUGUGCCAGAUGCUGAUCAUGAUGGUUCUCGUCGCAAGCUGGGUAACGAUAUAUGAGAUUUUGAAAGUGCGGUACAAGGAGAGCCACAUUUUCUCGACACAGUGGUUUCUCAUUUUGCUAGAAGGAUGUGUCUUUGGCUUCUUUGUCGACGUCGUGCAGUGGAACAUGGUGGUCACCAAGAUGGGUGCUUUGUUCACACAUUGGGAGAACUAUCGAACCGAAGAGCAGUACGAGAAGGCAUUGAUUCGAAAGCUGUUUUUGCUCGACUUUCUGAACUACUUCACUUGGUUUUUCUCGCUAGCGUUUGUGUUUGUGAUUCCCGGGCUGGGCAACUUUUUGACAAAUACGUUGAAUCACACGUUUUUCGGCGACGCUAUGAAUUGUUGCUUCGGCCCGUAUGUGGACCAAGAUGGCUCGUGCACGAUGUGUCCCGUGGGUGAUAAGGACGUUGCUUGUAUCGAGUGUGUCGGGUUCUUCACCUUCGAUCGUCGCCACGUGGACUUGGGCGCUAUGUUUGUCACUCCCAUCGUGAUUACACAGCUGCUGAACAUACUGUUGAGGCUACUGACACCCAUUCUGGUGCGAAGACGUCGUGAAACCGCUCAGGCGCAUGCUGAUGCACUAGCACAGAAGCGCGUCCUCGAAGCAGGCUCCAUCAAGAUUUUGGGAUCUCUAGACUAUGCAGACCAGAAGGCGUCCCAAUUCGACAACAAGUCCAGUUCGCGGUAUCUCGAGUACACCCCUUCGGAGAUUGAGGUUCUCAACAAGAAGGCUCGUGAGAUUCUGUUCGACAGCGAGCAAGAUACUUACGAUCCGUACGACGACUUCCACGUGCUAACGGUGCAGUUUGCUUUCACCGUCAUGUUCUCAAUGCUGUGGCCGUUGAUGCCGUUUGCUUGCUUCCUGAUAAACAGCAUCAAGGGCCGCACGGAUGGGUACCGACUAUGCAAGACGCUCAAACGUCCGAUUCCACGACGCGCCAACGGCAUUGGCGCUUGGAACGGUAUCCUUACCACUUAUGCGUACAUCGCGGUCAUCGUGAACGUAUUACUGAUCUGCAUCUCGACUGGUGUGCUGGAGUUUUUUGACGCAACGUGCGUGGCCGAUAUCCGACACCAGCUCGAAAAGCAGGGAAAAAGUCUCGACGACUUUACAUUCGGUCCAGACUUUGGCUGUAUCCAUAUCGCAUGGCGCCUUCUGUUUAUUCUUCUGUUGGAGCACUUGUUUGUGGCAAUAGCCUAUGCGAGCACGCGGCGCGUUCCUGGCAUCCCCAGCUGGAUCAGAGAUGUUAUGAAUGUGAGAGAAACCAAGUUUAAGAAGCUGUUGCGUGAGCACGAGCUGGAGUUGUUUCCUCCAACUAGUGGGAGCGACAAUGAAGGAAGCAGUGGUGGUGGCAUGACCGUGGGUGAGCGAAGUGAAAGAGAUGAAAGCUCGGUGUCGUCUGACGAAUGCCGUAUGGAGAUCAAGCGUCUUGUUGGUUCGCGGAGUGGAGCAACGUCUGUCGUGAGUCGAAGCACGCGUGCUUCCUCAUUGCAGCAAUUAUCUCUGACUCCAACGGCAGCAGUGCCUCGUGUAGUUUCGACCGAUCCGAUGACACCUCUGUCGCGAGCCCCUGGCGACAUGGAGUUCCCGACUAGCACUGGAGUUCGCACAGAGGCUCGUGCAAAGCUAGCACGGCAGUGGUCGGACGGUUCAGACAACUAG